AUGGUCGCCACAACAACAGAACAGCUAACAGCGUUGUCUGGAACCACCGUCGUUGUCCACCCCCUCGUCCUCCUCUCCGUGACUGACCACCACGCCCGCUCGAUCUCGCGCACUUCAAACAAGCGCGUGAUCGGCAUCCUGCUCGGGCAGGACAACGGCAAGACGAUCAACGUUGCCAACUCGUUCGGUAUCCCGUUCGAGGAGGACGAGAAGGACAGCAAGACGUGGUUCCUGGACCACAACUACAUCGAGGGCAUGUGGGAGAUGUUCAAGAAGGUCAACGCGCGCGAGCGGAUGAUUGGGUGGUAUCACACAGGGCCCAAGCUGCGGGCGUCGGACCAGGAGAUUAAUGAUCUUCUGAAGCGGUAUAUUGCACGGCCAGUGAUGGUCAUUGUCGAUGUGCGACCACAAACAGUCGGCAUCCCAACGGACGCAUAUUUUGCGGUCGAGGAGAUCAAGGACGAUGGUACAGAAACACGAAAGACGUUCCUGCACGUACCUUCAGCCAUCGAAGCGGAAGAGUCAGAAGAGAUCGGUGUAGAGCACCUCCUGCGCGAUAUCAAGGACUCGACUACAACCACCCUCGCGACACGAGUCUCAGAGCAGCUCGCUUCGCUACGCGGCCUGCAAUCUCGGUUGUCCGAUAUCCAAAAAUAUCUGACCGACGUCGUGGCGGGUAAAAUGCCCGUUAAUCACCAAAUUGUGUACUACCUGCAGGACGCGCUGAACCUCCUCCCUGACCUCAACAGCGCGGAGCUCACACAAAGCUUCGCGACGAGCACAAACGACGAGCUGCUGGUGGUGUAUCUGAGCAGUCUGUUGCGGGCGGUGAUCGCGCUGCAUGCGUUGGUAGAUAACAAGGCGACGAUUGGGAGGGCGGAGAUGGAGGAGACGAAGGGUGUCGAUGAAAAGCAGCAGGAGAAGAAGGACAAGAAGGGUGAGCAGAAGGAGAACAACGCGAAGGAUAAGGGAAAAGAGUCGAACACUAACGGAUCGGACGAAAAGGGUUUGUAG
Molecule: messenger RNA, 1014 nt
Organism: Sparassis crispa
Lineage: Eukaryota; Fungi; Basidiomycota; Agaricomycetes; Polyporales; Sparassidaceae
Product: 26S proteasome regulatory subunit rpn-8
Exons: 5
Coding region: 1-1014 (337 amino acids)
Biological process (GO): proteasome-mediated ubiquitin-dependent protein catabolic process
Cellular component (GO): proteasome regulatory particle; proteasome complex
Molecular function (GO): protein binding; metallopeptidase activity
Source: RefSeq, a predicted model, not a curated record